Molecule: messenger RNA, 3507 nt
Organism: Zymoseptoria tritici IPO323
Lineage: Eukaryota; Fungi; Ascomycota; Dothideomycetes; Mycosphaerellales; Mycosphaerellaceae
Product: zinc finger transcription factor
Exons: 3
Coding region: 1-3507 (1168 amino acids)
Biological process (GO): DNA-templated transcription; regulation of transcription by RNA polymerase II
Cellular component (GO): chromatin
Molecular function (GO): DNA-binding transcription factor activity, RNA polymerase II-specific; zinc ion binding; RNA polymerase II cis-regulatory region sequence-specific DNA binding
Source: RefSeq, a predicted model, not a curated record
AUGCAAGCGGACACAUUACUCAAACAUGAGCCCGAGUCCGAAUCACCGGGCUCUAUCGUGAAUGGUAGUCUCGAUGUGACGAACGCAACCGCACAGCCAAACGGCAAAGCGACUUCUGCAUCAGCGGCUACGAAUGGCCAAUUCCCACCACCGAAGACCGACAAACCGCGACCGCAUGGCUGCACAACCUGCGGCAGGUCAUUUGCCAGGCUUGAGCACCUGAAACGCCACGAGCGAUCACACACGAAAGAGAAGCCAUUUGAAUGUCCAGAAUGCACACGAUGUUUUGCGCGGAGAGAUUUGCUCCUGCGCCAUCAACAAAAGCUGCAUUUGACGGGCCAGCCCACGCGACCACGGAAUGGUCGACGUGAGAGUGUCGCCGGUGCUCCCGGCAGCAAGGUGCGGAAGAACUCCAUGGUCAAUGGCAAUGUUGGUGGGGCUGCUGCUACACAUUCAAGACGGAACACAAUCUCGCAUAUCGAUAUGUCUACCAUUGGGCUGCUUGACGGGUCCAAUGCAAAUGUCAACCGCAUGAAUCCGCUUGGUCUUGGGCUCGGGAAUCCUCUCGGCAUGAAUGGCGUUCACGGCGGAGCGAACUUCAACUACAACUUGAACUCCGGUCUUGGACUUGGCAGCGUGCAUGGACUACCGAAACUGGACACUCAUAUCGACCAAUUGGAUCUUACAAAUUCAUUGCGUACAGCUCCGCCAGGUGCGGCAUUCGGUGGCUUCGAUAUCGAGCAGCUGUUCACCCCUCACACUACUAUUAAUCCUGCGGCACUCCACUUUGGCGAAGCCGGCUCCGUUCCCUCUUCCAACAUUCCUUUUGGCUUCGAUCCCAGCACCAACCAGCAAGUGCCGGUAGAAGAUGACUUUGGUUGGAUGCGCAAUUGGAAUAUGCAGAUGCCGACAGGCGUCGACAACGAGCAGGCCAUCGAAGAGUCUUCACCUUCGCGGAUGAGCAGCGGUGACAGUCCUGCCGAUUUCCCAGAUAACAUGACCCACAGCGUUCCAUCGAUGCCGGUCUCAAAUAGCUUCCAAUGGCCUCAGUCAGACUUGCAUAUCCACCGAGCCAUGUCGAUGAGCCAAUUUCAGCUUGAUGCGCUCGGGUCGGGGAUCAACAAUCUGGAGAUGUCGAACGGCACGCUCUCUCCUUCAAGCUUGCACGAUCCCACACCAACCGGAGAAGCGUACUUUCACGGAGCUAUGCUCCAGCAGAAGUCAAUACAGCAGCAGUCAUCGCCGCAAAGUCGACCAAAGUCGAACACUGAUGGGACCCCGGGGCACUCGGCCAACUUCUUUGGCAACCCACUGUCCAAUCUCAGCUCCAAUAGCCCAAGCAUAGCCUCCUCCUCAAUCACCGGCAGUGCACGGCAUAGCUCUGUGACAUCAAUGUCGACCGACUCCAUCACAGACUCUACCCGCCAGGCACUCCUAAGCAGUCUCAAUCAGCCAUCGGUAUUCGGCGGCCACAAUGCGCGAAAAUAUUCACAGCCGACUAUCAGCAGUCCACUUUCUCCUGGUCCAGUCCGAGGCGCAAUGCAGAGCCAAGGGCCCUCACUUCCGGAGACCACGGACAUUCGACGAUACAUUGACGCUUUCAUGCAAUACGCCCAUCCACAUCUUCCAAUCACACACAUUCCAACCCUGUCGUUUGACUCGAUCGAAUCUGUUACAGGAUCUCGCGGCACGCCACCGUCAAAUGGUCCAAAUGGAAACGGGAACACAGGUGGUGCCAGAUGUUUGAUUCUGGGUAUGGCUGCGAUUGGAGCUCUCUACGAGUAUGAUCAUCCGGCUUCGAAAGGGCUUUUUGAAUCUGCGAAGAAGAUGAUUCAAUUGUAUCUUGAGGAGAGGCGCAAAGCGGAUAUGUCAAAGGCGAUGAACGGUUCGAAUGGGGGUGCCAGUGCCGAGACACCGCUUUGGCUGGUGCAAGCUAUGUUGCUCACUGUGAUCUACGGCCACCACUGUGGCGACCGACUGGCAGCAGAUAUCGCCAGCAACCACAUUGCCGCGCUAGUCAGUCUUGCGAGAGCCGCUAACCUUGCGCAUCCGCCAAUGACCCCAUCCUCCGGCGAACACAAAAACCAAAAUGGAGGCGACGUUGACAUGGGUGAAGCUGGGCCCGAGGAAGACUUGCACAGUCAAUGGAUUAAGUGGAAGCUUGGAGAGGAGAGGAAGCGCUGUCUUUUUGCCAUCUUCACACUUUCCAGCCUUCUCACAACUGCCUACAACCAGACGCCCACGAUCAUGAAUUCGGAGAUUCUCCUAGAUCUCCCGUGCGAAGAAGAACUUUAUGCAGCUCCCACCGCCGAUGCGUGGCAGAAUUUGGGCGGGAUGGCUGCCGUUGAAGCCAACGCAAUCCCAUUUGCAUCUGCACUCAGCACGCUAUUAAGCGCACACCAACGGCAAGGAAACAAUUUCACUCCCAGUCCAUUUGGAAGCGUGCAGAACCGCGACACUUCUGCAGAGACUGAGAUGAAGCCUAGCACAUUCGGCUGUCUAGUCUUGAUCAAUGCCCUUCACAACUACAUCUGGGAAACGAGGAGUCGGCGCCGAGAGUGGACGAUGCAGGAGACUGAAUCAAUGGUCGCCUACAUUGAGCCUGCUCUGAAUGCAUGGCAAGCUGCCUGGAAGGCCAACGAGCGCCACAAGCUGGAGAGACCGAAUCCGUUCGGACUGGGACCCCUCUCCGCCGACAGUAUUCCGCUGCUCGACCUGGCCUUUGUGCGACUAUACGUUGACAUGGGACGAACCGCGGAAGCAUUCUGGAGGAGAGACUUUGAUGCCAUGGCGGAAGAAUUGGCCAACGGCAGCCAAAUGAUCUCUGCUGGCAGUCCAAAGGGUAUCAACGGGCAAGCAGGGCAGAACGGUGCAGGCUCUCCCGACCACCAAGUGGCGCAACGCAGAGCGUCCCAGGCACAAGUCUCAGAUCAGGCAUCUUCACGCCGAGAGCGUCAUCUGCGGAAGGCUGCCUUCUACGCUGUGGACUCCCUCACCAUCGCAUGCACAUUCAACCUCACAUACGCCGACCCGACCGCUCACGAGCUACCGAUCCAGUCCGCUAUUUGCUUCCUUGACUGUGUCCAAGUUCUCGCGGAGUGGUGCGUUACCGUUCAGGAGCGAGUAGGCCGCUACCUUGGCGUGCUUGGCCGAGAUCAGAUCGACUACACGCAAGUCCCAGCCAUCAUGCUGCUCGAGACGGAAGAUGCAGAGCUCUUGCGCAAGAUCGAGCAGAUCUGCACGAACCUCGAGGACAAGCGCAUGCAGCAGGAGAACCUGCUGGCGAUGGACAUUGGCAACUUCAAUCCUGGUGCAGCUGCCAUUGCCUCUGCUCAGAGUAACAUCGAUUUGUCUUCGAGUGGAGUCGGGAGCAAAAUUUUGAGAGUGACGGCCAUGAUGUUGGAAAAGGCUGUCAUCUGGCCGAUCACCCACGUCAUGGCAAAAGCCCUCGAAGUCGAGGCCACCCAUAUGGACCGCCGCGCUGAAGCUUCCUGCACGCAGGCUUGA